Messenger RNA from Lolium rigidum, 511 nucleotides. Its product is annotated as germ cell nuclear acidic protein-like. The transcript has 6 exons. NCBI's taxonomy places the organism in Eukaryota, Viridiplantae, Streptophyta, Magnoliopsida, Poales, Poaceae. The record is from RefSeq and is a predicted model, not a curated record. The coding region runs from base 5 to 511 and encodes 168 amino acids.
GGCGAUGGACGUUUCAGAUUUGAGUGCAAGUUCAAUGGAGUACGAAAGCGGAAAUACAGAUGAAGAGGAAUUCAAUAUUUCGUCUGCCAACUAUAAUGCACCUCGUGAAGAUGAACAAAGUUUGGGAGACGAUGAUGUCGACGAAAGUAUGGAUGCAGAUGGUGUUGAUGUAGAAGAUGAUAAUGUAGAGCAAGAAGAAGAUGUUGACACUGAUAAUAUUCAGAGUGAUGUUCUGGAGGAGGCAACUGAUGACGAGAGAUUGGACUGUGGUUUUGUUGAUGAGGUCUUAGUUGGCGAUAAUUCUUCUUACGACUAUUACGGUGAUUCAGACUUGGAGAAUAUAGAAGAACCUGUUAGAAGAAGACAUGUGAAAUCAGUUGGUAAGAAAAAGAAUGGAUCAGAGGAUGAAGAUGAGAGUGAUACAGAAGAUAAGAGAAAGUUUUACUGGGAGUUGCUGCUCGAGGUGCGCCUAAGAAACGAAAGCGUAGAGAUGAUGGACAAGGACCCGUGA